AUGCCGUUCCCCACGCGCCUCCCGCCGCCGGCCACCGCCGCGGCCGCUACCGCCGCGGCCGUGCUCGCGGCUGUCGCACUGCGCCGGUACCUCUCCUCCCGCUCCCGCGCGGCCGCGGCCGCGCAUAGCACCAGCGGCGGAGCCCCAGCCGCCACCACGUUCCUCGUGCUCUCCGGCAAGUCCCCCCAGGACCAGCAGCUCCUCGCCUCCGCCGCCGGCGAGCUCUCUCUGGCGGAGGAGGGCGGGGGCGAGCUCGCCGUCUCCCUCGCGCUCGACGCCAGCGGGGACGCGGGCUUCGACGCGGCCGUCUACAUGGGCGCGCUCCAGGCGCGGCGCUUCGGGAGGUGGAUGCUCUGGUCGCCGAGGAUGGCAUCCACGCACGACCUCGUGACGCAGAACUUCGCCAAACUUCCGGUGGGCGUCGUGUGCGUCACAGACGUGCAGUUCAAAGGCAGAGGAAGAUCAAAGAAUGUGUGGGAAUCACCUCCAGGUUGUCUCAUGUUCUCGUUUACAUCACAGAUGAAUGAUGCCCGCAAGCUUCCCCUUAUGCAAUAUGUCGUUUGCCUUGCCAUGACCGAAGCCAUCAAAGAUUUGUGUUGUGCGAAGGGACUUCCAGAGCUAGAUGUAAGGAUAAAGUGGCCUAAUGAUCUAUAUCUGAAGGGGUUAAAAGUUGGUGGCAUUCUUUGUACCUCAUCAUAUGAGCCGAAAGUCUACAAUAUUUGCACUGGUAUUGGUUUAAAUGUCGACAAUGAAAAGCCUACUACAUGUUUGAAUGCUGCACUCCAAGAACUAAAGGCUAAUUCACCAAGACUUAAACGAGAAGACGUACUAGCAUCAUUCUUCAACAAAUUUGAAAUUCUUUUUGAUAUUUUCUCAAAUCAAGGAUUUCAGGCCCUCGAGGAGCAAUACUACAACUCAUGGCUUCACAGUGGCCAAAGAGUCGUCGUACAGGAUGCGCAUGAAGGCCAGUCUGUGAACAGUGUGGUCACGAUUAAGGGGCUAACACCAAGCGGCUACUUAUAUGCUGUUGGUGAGGACGGCAAGAGCUAUGAGCUGCACCCUGAUGGUAACAGCUUUGAUUUCUUCACAGGAUUGGUGAGGAGAAAGAUAGAUGCAUAG
This is a messenger RNA of Triticum turgidum subsp. durum (durum wheat), 1119 nucleotides long. Lineage: Eukaryota; Viridiplantae; Streptophyta; Magnoliopsida; Poales; Poaceae. The record is from the annotation of a GenBank genome assembly.